UCAAAAUUUGGUGUGAGAAAUGUAAAUUUUAUAGAUGGCAUUUUUGCUAUUUAUUAACGUAUUUUAAUUGGUGUUCACCAAUGAGGAUGAAAUUAUCACGUGUAAAGAUAUUGCUCCAAGGUGGUGUCCGUUUCACUUUGAAAUGUAUCGAACCAAAAGAUGGGGGCGUAAUGGCCCUGGCGUUCAUGCACCGAGGAAAGAGUACCGCGGUUUCUUCAGGCCAAGAAUACUGUAUAAUGGACUCCAGCAGCAUUAGGCCUAAUGUUAAAGAGCCCCGUGUCAUUAUUGUCGGUGCUGGCAUCGCAGGUCUAUCUGCAGCCCAUCGUCUCACACAAUGCGGUAUCCGCAAUUUUGUCGUUUUGGAGGCUAAAGAGAGACCGGGGGGAAGAAUACAUUCAUGCUGGCUUGGAGAUUCAGUUAUUGAGAUGGGAGCGGAGUGGAUUUAUGGUGCUUGUUUACCCAACUCUGUCUAUACCCUGGCAUCAAAUGACAGACUACUACAAUCACCUUUACCUAGACUUGACCCAUCGCGUGGCUUGUUUUGUACUAGUGAGGGACGUGCAGUCGAUUUUCCUGUAACAAUCACAGCCUACCAUACCUUUCGACAAAUAGAGCAGCAAGCGGCAAAUUUGUUUAGACUGGGUGGAGAACGAUGUCACGGGACUUUACUAAAUUUUCUUGGAUUACGUAUUCAACAGGAGCUACACAAUUUCCCCGAAGACCAAAGAUAUGACGCGGCUCGAGUUAUGUUUGGAUUGACAAAUCUUCUACGUAAUAGAUGUGGAGACGAUUUAUCGCUUGUAAGCGCCGAUCAAUACGGAAGCUAUAUUGAACUUCCGGGUGGAAACGUUCGAGUUCCUUUGGGAUUCGUAGGUGUAGUCGCACCUUUAUUGCGUGGACUUCCGGAAAACACCAUACGAUACAGUAAGCCUGUAAGUGUGAUCCGGUGGGGUACGGGUGCGACAGGCCCUGGUCGAGUAAUGGUAAAAUGCUGCGACGGCGAAGAAAUGUGCGGCGAUUAUAUUAUUAUUACCUUAUCGCUAGGAUGUCUUAAGUGUCAAGCGGAUAAAUUAUUUUCACCGCCACUUCCGGUAUGCAAAUUAGAUGCAAUUUGUAACUUGGGGUACGGACUCAGUGAUAAAAUAUUCCUUGAAUAUGCAGAGCCAUUCUGGGUAUGUCACGAAGGUAGCCUUAAGCUUGGUUGGUCGGCUGAGGAACUCGCUUGUAGAUGUGAUUGGACUCGAGGGGUGUGUUCUAUAGACGAAAUGCCAGGAAGUAAACACGUGUUAUGCGCUUGGAUUUCUGGUCAAGAAGCAGCUAUGAUGGAAUCGAUGUCUGAAAGCGAUGUCGCCGAAGGCAUAACGCAAUUGCUUCGGAGAUUUACUGGAAAUCCGUGUCUUCCAUAUCCAGAAAUGAUGCUACGAUCACGAUGGGCGUCUGAUCCACAUUUUUGUGGAGCGUACUCUUACAUGAGUUGUUGCUCUACCGUUAGUCAUCAAUGUGAAUUAGGAACUCCUGUGCCUGGUCCCUGUGACGCUGAGCCGCCUAAGUUAAUGUUUGCAGGAGAAGCCACCGUACCGGGAUAUUUUGCAACUGUUCAUGGCGCGAGACUUAGCGGCAUUCGUGAAGCUGAACGUAUAGUUUUGCUAACAAAGAAAUUCGAAGGGCCACCUUGCACAUAGUGCACAGACGUUAGUUGAUUUAUGUGUAAGAAAAGGCGUGUGUGUCUGUAUUACAAAGUACUUUUGGAAGAUUUGAAAUUUUACAACUCCUUUAUUGUUUUUGGUUCAUUUUGAAUAAAAAGAAAACAACUCUGUAUGUUUGUUUUAUUUAAAUUGUAAAAUAAAUUAUUUAAACCUUUUGGUGUAUUUGAACUAGUUAAUAAAAGUUUCUCAACUACGAAACAUGUAGAAAUAAAACAGGGACCACAUGCGUUAACAUAACUCUCAUCUACAGUGUAU
This is a messenger RNA of Hyposmocoma kahamanoa, 1961 nucleotides long. RefSeq names its product peroxisomal N(1)-acetyl-spermine/spermidine oxidase-like. Lineage: Eukaryota; Metazoa; Arthropoda; Insecta; Lepidoptera; Cosmopterigidae. The record is from RefSeq and is a predicted model, not a curated record. Bases 81 to 1682 code for a protein of 533 amino acids. Gene Ontology annotation, molecular function: polyamine oxidase activity. The transcript has 2 exons.